UCCCCACUCACCCCGCCACCCCUGCUCAGCCCUUGGCUUUCCCCCGGUGGUCUUGCCAGCCCCUCCAGAAGCAGCCCUGCUCCCGCCCAGCCCACCGGACCCACCGCAACUCAUAACAUCAAAACAUCAUCAACAUCACUAUCAUCACUUUUGUGAUCUCUGUCAUCACUGGCAUCAUCAUGACCAUUAUCAUGGUAAUCAUCACCAUCAAACCUACCAUCACUGUCCGCACCACUAUCACCACCAUCAUCACUGUCCCCACCACCAUCACCAUCAAUAUCCUCACCACCAUCACUGUCCCCACCACCAUCACCAUCACUACCACCACCACCACCACCAUAAUUACCACCUCCAUCACCACCACCAUCACCAUCACCACCACCACCACCACCACCAUCACCACCACCACCACCAUCACCAUCACUGUGACCACCACCACCACCAUCACCGCCACCAUCACCACCACCACCAUCACCAUCAAUAUCCUCACCACCAUCACUGUCCCCACCACCAUCACCAUCACUACCACCACCACCAUCACCAUAAUUACCACCUCCAUCACCACCACCAUCACCAUCACCACCACCACCGCCACCACCAUCAUUGCCACCACCACCACCACCGCCACCACCAUCACCAUCAAUAUCCUCACCACCAUCACUGUCCCCACCACCAUCACCAUCACUACCACCACCACCAUCACCAUAAUUACCACCUCCAUCACCACCACCAUCACCAUCACCACCACCACCGCCACCACCAUCACUGCCACCACCACCACCACCGCCACCACCAUCACCAUCAAUAUCCUCACCACCAUCACUGUCCCCAUCACCAUCACCAUCACCACCACCACCGCCACCACCAUCAUUGCCAGCACCACCACCACCGCCACCACCAUCACCAUCAAUAUCCUCACCACCAUCACUGUCCCCAUCACCAUCACCACCACCACCAUCACCAUAAUUACCACCUCCAUCACCACCACCAUCACCAUCACCACCACCACCACCACCACCAUCACUGCCACCACCACCACCACCGCCACCACCAUCACCAUCAAUAUCCUCACCACCAUCACUGUCCCCAUCACCACCACCACCACCACCACCACCAUCACCACCACCACCAUCACCAUCAAUAUCCUCACCACCAUCACUGUCCCCAUCACCAUCACCACCACCACCAUCACCACCACCACCACCACCACCAUCACCACCACCACCGCCACCACCAUCACCGCCACCAUCACCACCACUGCCACCACCAUCACCAUCACCACCACCACCACCACCAUCACC
Rangifer tarandus platyrhynchus (Svalbard reindeer) is the source of this 1301-nucleotide messenger RNA. The record is from the annotation of a GenBank genome assembly. Lineage: Eukaryota; Metazoa; Chordata; Mammalia; Artiodactyla; Cervidae.